Molecule: messenger RNA, 1035 nt
Organism: Phytomonas sp. EM1
Lineage: Eukaryota; Euglenozoa; Kinetoplastea; Trypanosomatida; Trypanosomatidae
Source: the annotation of a GenBank genome assembly
AUGCCGUAUUUGUCCACACACUCUGGAUCUGAUCCCCUCGUCAAGGAUUUUUUUCGAAAAUCUAGAGGAGGACAUUCAUCCCAUGCAAAGGAGCUGGUUAUGAUCAGCAUGUUGAGCAAUAAUGCCUUAAAGUGCAUCUAUCAUUCCAUUCCCUAUGUUACUGCUUUGUUUGACUACCUCACCGCCGUAUAUGACCUAGCGUAUCGGCACGACUUAACUCUUUUGCUCCCUAUGGUGUUCGGUCUCAUAUUGUGCUUCUUUGGCGGCCAGUACUUAAUGUUAGUCACUAUAUCGGAGACGGUACGGUUGUUCUGCUGGAGGGAAUUGGUUGCUUCUGCUAAUGCUUUGUACCGUAACUACGAAAUCGCUAUGGAGAGUAGCCGUAGGGAUGACUUAAUCGACGCUGAUGGAAAUCGCAUCCCAGAUGUUAAGGAAAUAAGUAGACAGGACCUGCUUGUGCAAAAGUUGAAGGUUUUCAUGAAGACUGUGGAUGUGAUAGAGGUGCGCUCUGCUAUUCGGACGCUUGCAACGGCAUACUUUUCGAUAAUUGCUGCGCUGCGGCUAAAGGUGGCGCGGUAUUUGGCACUUGCCUUAUCUUCAGCGCGUGUGAUAAGCAAAAGCAUUCCAUUAGAGCGCAUUUUGGCGGAACACCUUCCUCCGGGAUCGAAAAAAUGGUCUGGAAUCCUAGCGGACACUCAGCUCAAUGUGCUCUGCAUGAUCUUAGCGCUAUUUUUUGGUAGAUGGGUAUGCAGCUUAAACUGUGCAAUUCAAGGCUCCUCCAUGUUUGUUCAGAGCAUGAUUAUGCUCGGUCAGAAAAAGGGCCUUUUAGAGGACGAUUUGCACGUGAAUGAUCCGAGGUCGAAGGCUCUUGUUGUGGUUGUUGCAGCGACCGGCUUUCUAUGGCAGGCAUCUCAUCGCAGUGGUUUACCGUUUCCCUUCAAUGUGUUCUUGUUUCCACUAACAUUGCUAGAGUGGUGCUUGCAGUUAGUGUUUAGUGGAUUGCUGUUUCUCACCCCUUCGAUGGAUUUCCAGUAA